AUGGCAUACCGUUACACAUCCUUCGUCGCGUUCGGUUGCGUGCUGCUGCUGGCGGCGUCAUCAUCGGUGCAAGGUGCUGCCAUAGAUAAUGCGGUCACUCCACGGAUUCACAGCUCCGAUGAGCUGAUCUCAACGAUUGUGGAUAAGUGCUUCCAUGCCAAUGCCAUGCAUUGCCUGAAGGAGAAGGUGCUCACGUAUCUGGACACCGUUGCCAACGUUGAGGAGGAGGUCAGCGGUCGUGCCUACAACGAUGAUGUCAUCGAUAAGGUCAUCGUCGAUCGUCUCGCAAGGAUUCUGCGCUCCAACGAGCUGCGCGUCCAACUGCCGGAGACUUUCUUCUCCAGCUCCGUGAUGACCUAUCGUGCUGAUCGUGGCUUCGAUCUGGAACUGCCCAAGGAGGAAGGUCGCGCUGAGAAGAAGAACAAGGAUAAGCUCUUCCUGCCUCUGCUGCUGCUCAUGAAGUUCAAGCUGAAGGUUAUCAUGCCCAUUCUUCUGGCUCUGGUCAGUUUGAAGGCGACCAAGGCCCUGAUCCUGUCCAAGAUUGCCAUUAAGCUGGUGCUCGGUUUCCUCAUCUACAAUCUGGUCCAGAAAUUGGGUGGCAUGAAGAUGAACAUGGUCCCAAUGCCACCACCAAUGCCACAAGCUGAAUAUGGUGUGCCCAGUACCACGGCCUCCUCGUACGAUCCCAGCAGCUGGGAGCCCAUGAGCGGUGGUCCAUAUGCGCGUUGGGACUCACAGAAUGUGGCCUAUAGCUCCUAUCACCCCAGCAGCUCCUCGUCGUACAGCUCGUCGUCGGGCUCCCCAUCGAGUGGCAGCUCAUCCAGCUACAGCUCCUCCUCUUAG
Drosophila grimshawi is the source of this 843-nucleotide messenger RNA. RefSeq lists its product as uncharacterized. Bases 1 to 843 code for a protein of 280 amino acids. The transcript has 2 exons. NCBI's taxonomy places the organism in Eukaryota, Metazoa, Arthropoda, Insecta, Diptera, Drosophilidae. The record is from RefSeq and is a predicted model, not a curated record.